Molecule: messenger RNA, 5088 nt
Organism: Lineus longissimus
Lineage: Eukaryota; Metazoa; Nemertea; Pilidiophora; Heteronemertea; Lineidae
Product: mitochondrial coenzyme A transporter SLC25A42-like
Exons: 9
Coding region: 154-1308 (384 amino acids)
Biological process (GO): transmembrane transport
Cellular component (GO): mitochondrial inner membrane
Source: RefSeq, a predicted model, not a curated record
ACCGCGUGGAGGCGCUGAGGGGUUUGUUGGCCAUGUUUGCGAUCAUUUGAUCUUUGCCAUUGCAACUUCAACAAAUCAAUAAAAGAAAUUGGAAACUGGAGUUAGGGCUUGCUCGAGAUGGCCGGGAGGUGACGAGAGGAGGCCUCGUGUAAGAUGACAGUUUCCAUCAAGAGCAGAAUGGAGGACACAGACUCUGGCGGGGUGAAGGCCGGGUCGGAGGGACAUAAUAACCUCCAUCACUUGGACGACCACAACAUCAAUAAAAAGUCAGAACAAAGUCAUUUCCUUCAAGACGGACACAUGGCUGCCCUGAACCUUGGGUCACCGAGCGCUGUGCCUUCACCGCCGGCCUACGUCAGUAUCCCCGGUCAUCUCAUCUCAGAAGACGCUGACACAACACAAAAUGAUACUUUGAAACGUAUCACGAAUCGAAACAAAAUCAUCACGUCUCUAGUCUCCGGUGCCAUGGCCGGUGCCAUUGCCAAAACGACAAUUGCUCCACUUGAUAGGACAAAGAUACGAUUCCAAUCAUCCAAUAUACCUUUCUCAGCCCGACAGGCAGCAAAGUUUUUAGUCAACUCCGUCAAAAAUUACGGUUUCAGGAGUUUAUGGCGGGGGAACUCUGCAACAAUGGCCAGGAUCGUACCGUAUGCUUCCCUCCAGUACACAGCUCAUGAGCAGUGGAAACGAGUUCUUAAUACGGAGAAUAAAAAAGAGCUACCACCAUUUCCACGUUUUCUCGCUGGGUCCCUUGCCGGUGUGACAGCAGUCUCAUUGACAUACCCUCUCGACUUGGCACGGGCGCGCAUGGCAGUCACAGAGAAGAAACGAUACAGUAGUUUAUCGAGUGUCUUCCUCAAGAUCUACCGUGAGGAGGGAUUACGGAAACUCUACCGUGGUUUCAACCCGACUGUAUUAGGUGCUAUCCCAUACUCAGGAACCGGCUUCUUUACCUACGAGACAUUGAAAAAGUUACAUUCUGAAUACUCUGGUAAGAAGAACCCCUCACCGUUGGAGCGGUUGUGUUUUGGUGCUGUUGCGGGCCUGUGUGGGCAGACGUCUUCCUAUCCUCUGGACAUCGUGAGGCGGAGGAUGCAAACAGCAGGUGUAUUCAACCUCGACACCAAGUACCCUACGAUAUUAGAGACUUGUCGCACUGUCAUUCGUGAAGAAGGAUUACGUCGUGGACUUUAUAAAGGCCUCAGCAUGAACUUCAUCAAAGGCCCCAUCGCGGUCGGGAUUAGUUUUAUGACGUUUGACUUAAUCAAUAGAUAUUUAAGACAAUGGAUACUGGUGACGCAGCAUUGAUAGGAUUACUUACCUCUAAGCGGCAAUGGACUCUUCUGGGCAAAGGGAAACUGUGAAGGAUUGGGAAGUUCUAUUUUGGAUUAUUGGGAUGACAACCUCAGGGAUUGUUUGCGAUUAUUUGAAGGACUGACCGUCUGGAUUAAUGAAUCGUAAAGACUGGAAACAAUAACAGUGUGGACUUAGAAUGUGCCAUUUUCGAUGCGGAGGCUACUGUGAGAGCAUCAUCAGUCCUGCCUGUGAUAUCAUAUGUACUGUACGUGUCUACGUCUCUGCUGUUAAAUAGUAAGUAGAUCAGAGCUGCACUGCUCUUUAUUACUGUAAUCACAGUGAGAAUCAGCCAUCAUCUUGGGAGCCUUAUUCAGGUUUCAUGUGGCCACUCGGGGCCAAUCAUGUUUGGCUGGCCAUUCCCGCCACGGUCCAUGGCGGCCGCCAUUUACAUCAUAUCAUGCCUCGUAUAUGACGCCAUAACAAAUCCGUUGCGACAAGGUCCAUCUUUUCGGUCGCCGGUCUGUUUUUGGCACUGAGACGUUAAUUUUGUCCCUUGAACAGCCAAUUUAAACACCUCAUGUAUUUCAUGUGGCAAUAUUUCUGCACAGAAAGUUGGUCAGUUUUGAUUUAUCUUAAUAUUUAUCUCAAUAUUAACAACUUGAACAAUCGUAGUGCUACCUCAAGAUCUACUCACUCUUUAACUUAAUCAGUGAGUGUUUAGUGUUUGUCCAAUCGUCUUUAACAAGUUUGGAGUUGUCUAGCUGCUAGUUCCUGGGUUAUAAGCACGCUUGCCUUGAUGUGACUGAUGGUAGUAUCCUCGGCAGAGGAACAUGACUAUUAUGAGUGGCAGCCUCGACCAGUUUGAACAUGCUUAUGAGCAAUAACUUGACCUACAUUAUGGCCAUGCUGUUGUUAUGUUUUAGAAAAUAUAUCUACUUUGUUACUGGUUGUGCUUUCACGAGGUUGUAUGGUAUAUGUAUCUAGUCUUAUUUUAUGUGUAAAGUUUGUUUUAAAGUAUUUACAAAACCAUGAUAGCAGGGAGGUUAAGAAUGGUCCAUUUCCCACAGAUGAGAUCAAGGUAUAGUCCUGGUAACUCAAAGUUGGAAACACUUACUGCUUGAAUGACCUAAAGUUGUUUUCCCGACGGUCUUGAUGACCUGGAGCGGGGAAACCCCACUGAAACUGCCGACAUCCUAAACAAAAGGAAUCACCUCAUUUUCAGAGUUGUUGUGGCCUCUCUUAACCUUCCUGUUACUUUUAUGUCAAGAUGUGUAGUAUAUUAUCAGAUAUUGUUAUCAUGACAAGAACUCUUGGUUCGAAAAGUUGAUUUUCACAUCAUAAAAAGAACAAAUACCUUGCUUUUUAAAAACUGGGUUUGAAUCAGUUGUUGCGGCAUUCUGCUGAACUUCUUUUUACCUUUGAUAUGGGUACCGUGGUAUACUUACUUGGGCAAUUCAUUGAGUCCAUCUGGGAAACUCGGGGGUGUUGUGGUUAACAUUCACAAAUUUAUCAGGUCAUUUCCAUGCUAUUUUCAAGAUGUGGUUGAUAUUACUGAUUUGUGAUUUAUUGAUUUGCUCAAAGUUGAUGAUGAAAUGUAUAAUACUUUAGUGUACAACAGGCUAGUGAAAUUCUUCCUUGAAAUUAUGAUUGGGUCACAGUAAUUUGAAGAAUGAUAUCUAAGAAGUAUGUUACUUCAGUGUGCAACAGGCUAGUGAAAUUCUACCUUGAAAUUUUGAUUGGGUUACUUAGGUUAUAAGCUGCGCUGCAUUGUCAUUGAAUCUUAAAACAUCCAAAAUUUACCUGCUCUAUGUCAGGAUCAUUUCUCUUAACUAUCAAAUGUUGCUUUGAUGAAAGGAGAGGUCUAUUUAUCCUACUCCGUCUUCAAAUGGCGGCCAUUGUUAUUGGUGCGUCAUUAAAUCACACUUUCCGCUACCCUGGCGGGCAUUUUGGUAGCUAAAGGUAGCACUGGAUCGAUUUCGGCGGCUGCUGUAUCUUUGGCUUCACAAGGUGAUCCCUCAUUAUCUGGCUUGUUUUUGGCGGCUGUUGUUGCUUUGGUACGAAUUGGUGGAGGAGAUAUCGUGACUCCCCAAUCUGCUCUGCGAUCCUUUAUGGCUAGGGUACGAACAAGGGAACGAUCGGUUGAUCCGAGAUCAAGGGGCAUACGUCGAGUAUUCCGUAUCAUACCUCAAUGCAACUCAGCCUCAUCUUGGGUCAGACGUUCAGGGAGAAUCAAUUUGGUGAUCCAAUUUCUGGUUGCGGCUAACUGGGUCUACUCUGGCGUCCGAUUCCAGACCAUUAGCGUACUCUUCCAUAUAAGGCUGCGGCUGGGAACGAACAUCGCCGUACUGGGUCCUCGCAUGAUAAGUGGACAGUGACACCGCAUCCAGAUUUUGAUGAUGAGUUAUAAAACUUCAAAAAAGAUUCAAAGCAACUUCAAAAUAAUUGAGAAGGACAAAUAUCGUACGGGUUUUUGAUUUGACCUAAUUUUCAAGGUGGACUUUGGUUUGACUUAUAUACUAUACAUGUAGCAUGUUUUUUAACGAGGAUGAAUUCCUAACCACCAAAUAUCUAUACGGUGAGCACAAUGGCCCCUGGCCGUUUCAUUUCUCUUAACUAUCAAAUGUUGCUUUGAUGAAAGGAGAGGUCUAUUUAUCCUACUCCGACUUCAAAUGGCGGCCAUUGUUAUUGGUGCGUCAUUAAAUCACACUUUCCGCUACCCUGGCGGGCAUUUUGGUAGCUAAAGGUAGCACUGGAUCGAUUUCGGCGGCUGCUGUAUCUUUGGCUUCACAAGGUGAUCCCUCAUUAUCUGGCUUGUUUUUGGCGGCUGUUGUUGCUUUGGUACGAAUUGGUGGAGGAGAUAUCGUGACUCCCCAAUCUGCUCUGCGAUCCUUUAUGGCUAGGGUACGAACAAGGGAACGAUCGGUUGAUCCGAGAUCAAGGGGCAUGCGUCGAGUAUUCCGUAUCAUACCUCAAUGCAACUCAGCCUCAUCUUGGGUCAGACGUUCAGGGAGAAUCAAUUUGGUGAUCCAAUUUCUGGUUGCGGCUAACUGGGUCUACUCUGGCGUCCGAUUCCAGACCAUUAGCGUACUCUUCCAUAUAAGGCUGCGGCUGGGAACGAACAUCGCCGUACUGGGUCCUCGCAUGAUAAGUGGGCAGUGACACCGCAUCCAGAUUUUGAUGAUGAGUUAUAAAACUUCAAAAAAGAUUCAAAGCAACUUCAAAACAUUUGAGAAGUACAAAUAUCGACGUACGGGUUUUUGAUUUGACCUAAUUUUCAAGGUGGACUUUGGUUUGACUUAUAUACUAUACAUGUAGCACGUUUUUCUUGACGAGGAUGAAUUCCUAACCACCAAAUAUCUAUACAGUGAGCACAAUGGCCCCUGGCCGUUUCAUUUCUCUUAACUAUCAAAUGUUGCUUUGAUGCAAGGAGAGGUCUCUUUCUCCGUCUUCAAAUGGCAGCCAUUUCCUGGAAAUAUCUUGUUUACAAAGUGACCCGGUUGUAAUUCUGAUGUGGCAGUUCACUUACCUAUUGCACAAUGAUGUGAUGGACCUCACAUACGUCUCCCAACUACCUGUACGAUGUCAAAACUUAAUGAUCCUCCUUAAAUUGUAAUGAACUCAUGAGUGUUCAAGCUGAGUAUGUUUUGUAAAUAGUGAACUUUGAACCAGUCGGCAGAAGCGUUUGAGAGCUGUAACAAUAGCUCUCAGCUACUGACUGGGGAGAAGAAGCUAUACAAGCCAGCAGUUGUGAUAAAAUCUUUGUAUAAAAUAAAUGAUACUGAAUGAUAAUAA